This is a messenger RNA of Mytilus californianus (California mussel), 1561 nucleotides long. RefSeq names its product protein zntD-like. NCBI's taxonomy places the organism in Eukaryota, Metazoa, Mollusca, Bivalvia, Mytilida, Mytilidae. Gene Ontology annotation, molecular function: zinc ion transmembrane transporter activity. Gene Ontology annotation, cellular component: plasma membrane. The coding region runs from base 108 to 1286 and encodes 392 amino acids. The transcript has a single exon. Gene Ontology annotation, biological process: zinc ion transmembrane transport. The record is from RefSeq and is a predicted model, not a curated record.
UGGAAAACAUCACGUCAUAUGCAAUACACAAUUUCGUCCAUGAAAAUUUCGACAAAACCGGAUAUAAGAUGAAGUUCGUUGUAUUUUGAGAAUAGUUUUAGUAAACAAUGGCACUGAUACCGAAGAUAGUUUCGUGCUGCACUCUGUUUAUAGUAACAUUUUUCUUCGGAGUACUGUCAUGUGGAAUUGUUCGGUUAAUGAAAAGGCGAAUGCCAAAUUCUAGAUCACAUCAGAAGUACAUAGGCUGGAUGAACUGUUUUGCCGGUGGGGUAUUCUUUGGAACUACUUUCCUUCAUUUGAUGCCAGAAUCGAUAGCGGAGAUAAAGUUAGGAAUAGAUAUGAAAUACCCAAUUGCUGAAAUUUUGAUAUCUGCCGGAUUUUUUCUCGUUUUAUUGUUAGAACAUUUAUUUGGAUUAUGUUUCACAUUUUGCAAUGGUACAUCUUUGUUGGAAGACAAAAAUAAACUAUUCAAUGAGGGCAAACUGAAAGAGAAUGAAUAUGAAAUAAGUGAACUAAAAACUUCGCCGAAACCUAAUACUCCAGCCAGAAAUCCUGAACAACUUCCUAUCAAUGGACAUUUAAGUCAAACAAAUUGUGCUUAUUCUUCAAAUGAUAGUGAGACGUUUUCUGUUGCAGAGUUAACAAGCAGUAUUUCAGAUAUGAACACUCAUGGUGUCUACAUAAAAUCUGUAGAUCAACCGCAAAUAACUGAAUCUACUGAAGUCAUUGAUGAUGGCCGUGUUUCAAGUUUUACUGGAAGAAGUUUUAGUGAACACGAAUACGAAGACAUUGAUGGGACCGAAAACGGUUCUGAAGAGGGUAAAGUGUCCGUCUUUCGAAUCACAGUAUUAAUUAUUGCCCUUUCUCUUCAUAUGGUAUUUGAAGGUCUUGCUUUGGGCCUUCAGGACACCGUUCCAGCAGUAUGGACUCUACUGAUUGUUAUCUCCGUUCACAAAUGUAUUAUGGCAGCAAGCGUCGGUCUCCAACUCAAUGAUGUCAUGAAAAAAAUGAAGCAAAUUAUGUUAUGUUUGUUUUUCUUCUCGUUGGUUACUCCACUUGGUAUUGUAAUUGGAGUUCUGGUAAACGAUUUAUCGUCAACAGAAAAUAUUGUUUCUGUAAUUUUAGAAUGUAUUGCUACAGGAUCGUUUUUAUAUGUGACAUUUUUUGAAAUUCUUCAACGAGAAUUCAACGAACAUCACAACAUGAUCAAAGUAUUGAUUACUUUUCUUGGGUUUUGUGUAUCAGCUGGAGCUAAACUAUUGGAGACAUAUUUCCAUAAGGAUUAAACAAAAAUGUAUUGUAAAGAAUAUUUUUAUUGUUGGGAAAAAACUGUAAAACACGCAAAACAAUCCAUCAAAAUCGGGGAUUACUAGGUCCAAUGUAAAUAUUAAAGUUAUAAAUAAUACCUUACUUAUUCACAGUAUUAAGAAACAGGCAGCAAAUUGUUAUUUAUAAUGCAUAACAUUACAUCUGUCCAAAUCAAUGUUAAAUGUUGACGUUUGUUUCAACCAUUCAGUCUUUGUCACAGUGGUAAAUGAUUUGAACCAAUUUGAAAUGUUAA